Messenger RNA from Toxoplasma gondii ME49, 2129 nucleotides. RefSeq names its product NAD-dependent glycerol-3-phosphate dehydrogenase. Lineage: Eukaryota; Apicomplexa; Conoidasida; Eucoccidiorida; Sarcocystidae. Gene Ontology annotation, biological process: glycerol-3-phosphate catabolic process; carbohydrate metabolic process. Gene Ontology annotation, cellular component: cytosol; glycerol-3-phosphate dehydrogenase (FAD) complex. The transcript is spliced from 9 exons. The record is from RefSeq and is a predicted model, not a curated record. Bases 391 to 1938 code for a protein of 515 amino acids. Gene Ontology annotation, molecular function: protein homodimerization activity; NAD binding; glycerol-3-phosphate dehydrogenase [NAD(P)+] activity.
ACGGAUCUUACUCUUCAGGAGGUAAGAAUGGUUCACCACCUUGUAGUUGGAGGCGUUUCAUUAGGGCUACAGUAAGUUCCGGUGAGGUUCAAAUUUCCGUUUUCAUCUAACAGUGAAGUGUUCAAUUCGCACUGACAACAUUUCCUCGAGUAAUAUGUGAUUGUUGAGGGGUGUAACGAUAGGGGUAGUCCUAAUCGUAGUCACGAUUUCAGAGUCGCUGGCGCUCCAACCGCUAAGUGGAAGCGCGUCCCCGUUCUGUCAGGGGAGCUGUUUGUUUGGGAGAUACAACGUGAUUUCCUCACCUAUAUGGACUAUCAAAAAGUUAAGGCUUUGUCUGAUUCAUUGAUGUUUGCGCGAAAAAAUAGACGUAUAGAGUAACGGGUUCACAAGAUGGAGCCACGACGUCCUUCCCUCUUCCAAGUACUUCAGAGCGGCCCUCUUAAGGUGUCCGUCGUAGGCAGUGGAAACUGGGGGAGCGUCAUUGCUAAGAUUGUCGCACUGAACGCACAAAAGUCAUACGUUUUUCACAAUGAAGUCCGCAUGUGGGUGUAUGAGGAAAUGGUCGACGGAGAGAAGCUUACCGACAUUAUCAAUAAGACUCACGAGAACAGAAAGUAUUUGCCGGGUCAUAAACUGCCAGAGAAUUUGGUCGCUUUGCCCGACGUGGUCGAAGCAUGCAGAGAUUCGGAUCUGCUGAUUUUUAUCAUGCCUCAUCAAUUCGCUACGAAAGUCUGCGAGCAGUUGGCAGAAGCAAGAGUCGUCCCAGGUCACGCGAGGGCCAUCACGUUGCUCAAGGGUCUACACGUUGAAAACGGGAAACCAACUCUGUUCUCUGAUAUUUUCAAAACAAAACUUGAUAUCGUUGACUGCUGCGUCCUCUCCGGAGCCAAUGUAGCCAAUGACGUGGCACGUGAAGAGUUUGCAGAGGCGACAAUCGGGUACAGUCCUGAGGAGACGGACGCUGCCUUGAUAUGGCAGCAGCUGUUUGAUACACCGUACUUUAAGGUUAAUGCCUUACCCGACGUUGCUGGUGUCCAGGUCUGCGGUGCCGUAAAAAACGUCAUUGCAAUUGCGGCAGGAUUCUGUGAUGGUUUGGGGCUGGGCACCAAUGCCAAAACGGCGAUCAUUCGCCUCGGGGUAGAGGAAAUGAAGCAGUUUGCUAUGAUAUUCUUCGACAACAUCAUGGCAGAAACAUUCUUCGACAGUGCGGGAUACGCCGACGUGAUUACGACUGUCUUCGGCGGCCGCAAUGCGCGGUGCGCUGCUGAGUUUUUGCGGCGCGGAGGAAAAGCAACGUGGGAUCAGAUUGAAGCUGACUUGCUGAAAGGACAGAAGCUACAAGGCACUCUAACGACCAAAGAGGUCUACGAGGUGAUAGCCGCUUACGAAGUAGAGCGACUUUUCCCACUGUUUUCCGUCACCUACGAAAUCGCUUUCAAUGGAAGAGACCCCAACGACCUGAUUCGUGUCUUCAAGACCUCCGAAGUUCGUCAGCACAAAACACUUCAGGAGUGCAACCAGCUUGUCGUCUCUUCGGUCGUGGCAAAUGCGAAAGAAAAGAUGUUUGGCGAAGGCCUACCCCCGGAGGGUCGAGAAGCAAUUGAGGCGCCUGAUGGUAGCCUCGUUGAUGAACCUGAGGCAAAACUCGUGCAACAACAAUUUAAGCUACAACAGCAGCUCCAACAGCUUCAGCAUCAGCAACAGCAAAUGCAACAGCAGCUACACAUUAUGCAUAAUAACAAUGGGCCUCUCGGGGGCCACCGAGAUUGUCAGUCGCCUCAGCAAUUAACUGUCCACCUUUCUCACCUGACGCCCUCGCAAAGAAUGCAAGUUCAUCGACUGCAGCAGCAACUCCAGUACAGGCAAAUUCACAAAGGUCAAGACCGGGCGCCCUCUACUCCUAUGGGCCACCCAGAGCUCGGAAGGAACUCCCUGUGAGAGGAUUGCAGAUACUCAUUUACACCCGUCCACCUCAUAUAGGGGCACCAAGGAAUAAACGGGCUGUCGUUGGUUUGAACAAGGCCGAUAUAUGAGGUCGGUAGUAUUGUUUCGUUCUGUCUUACUGCGAGAAAUGCUGGAACCCUCACAAAUGCAAGACCUCAUAUAAUAAUAAAGGUGCCAAAUUCAGU